Molecule: messenger RNA, 1489 nt
Organism: Saccoglossus kowalevskii
Lineage: Eukaryota; Metazoa; Hemichordata; Enteropneusta; Harrimaniidae
Product: epithelial sodium channel subunit beta-2-like
Biological process (GO): sodium ion transmembrane transport
Cellular component (GO): plasma membrane
Molecular function (GO): ligand-gated sodium channel activity
Source: RefSeq, a predicted model, not a curated record
AUGGAGAAUUUCACCUUGACAGAAAAGCCUUCAAAUUCACCCGAAAACAAUAACACUGCAAAACGAAGUGCCAUCAAGGCGGCAGCGGUAGAUUUCGGGGAGAGAACAACCGCUCACGGUGUUGGUCGCUUCACUGCAGCGACGUCGUUAGUUGUACGAUUAAUCUGGCUCGUCAUAUGUUUCCUUAUGUGGGGAAUCUUUCUUUGGCAGGGCUCGCUCGAAGUCAAAAAAUACUUUAACUACGAUGUGACGUACGAUAUCGCUGUGGUUUUUAGAGAACUUCCAUUUCCAGCUGUCACGAUCUGCAACUUGAAUCCGUUACGGCAAUCCAAGCUUGGUGACUUGGGGACGGAAUAUUUAAAUGAACUGGGAUUUUUAGAUUUUGAUACCACGGAUGACAACCAAACUUCAGAAUUUGACUGGAAUGCCGAAAUUCCUGUUGAUAGCGACUGGGACGACGAUUCAAAUUUCUUCGAUGGGUUCGAUGACGAGUACGCAGCGGAGAUUAAUCUUACCAGAAUCAUGUCAAUACUAGAUCCAAGUCUAAGAAAAUCAGUCGGUCACCAAUCCAAAGAUUUCAUUCAAGAGUGUACUUUCAAUGGCGGGAAGUGCUCAACUGCUAAUUUUACGUUAGUACUCAAUUCCAAAUAUGGUAAUUGCUUCUCGUUUAACACGGGUAUUAACGACAGUGAGAUCCUCUCGACCGUCCGUCCCGGCCCUACAAGAGGCCUGACUUUGACGUUAUUUAUAGAACAGGACGAGUAUUUGACUGAUUAUACCGAAAACGCCGGAGCAGUUGUUUUGGUCCAUCCACAUUCAAUUGUCGCAUUUCCCGAAGAGCAGGGUAUUGAAGUCCCACCAGGAUUCUCAACGUCAAUAGGAGUGAGAUUGUCUGAAAUCAUUCGAAAAGGCGGUGAUUACAGUGACUGCACAGACGGGACAGACAUUGAUAUGUUGUAUGAUGAUGACUAUUCGUAUUCCCGGGAGGCGUGUCUCAGUUCAUGUUUACAGCAAGCUCUGAUCGAUACGUGUUUAUGCUAUGAACCAACUUUACCUCAUUCAGCCGAUGUCGAAAUGUGCAGCAAGGUAUCCGGUGGUACAACGUGCCAAGCAGGUGUCACGAACCAACACAACAAAAAUCAGCUCGGCUGCACGGAUACAUGUCCUCCUUCUUGCAACGAUCGGACGUACGAGACUGUUGUGUCGAUGUCACAGUGGCCAUCAGAGGCUUACGACGAUACCCUCUUCAGGAGGCUAAGCAAAAGAAGCAGCAAAAUACAAGACCAGUUAGGAUCGAUUGAAGACUCAAGCGCUUGCAAAGACACGGCAUGUGUUGAUCGAUUUAACCUGGAGGAGAAGUUUGUUAAGCAUAGAUCUCGUAUUGGUUACGGAACUACUAGUAUAUUCUCUCAGGAGAAACUUAAUUCAGCUCAAAGUAUAUUAUCAAGAACUGAAUUAUCAAAGUAUUACAGAAAAACCGGCUCUCGAU